Molecule: messenger RNA, 474 nt
Organism: Kwoniella botswanensis
Lineage: Eukaryota; Fungi; Basidiomycota; Tremellomycetes; Tremellales; Cryptococcaceae
Exons: 3
Coding region: 1-474 (157 amino acids)
Source: RefSeq, a predicted model, not a curated record
AUGGUAUCUCAAGAAGAAAGAAGCGAGCCCUCACAAGUAACCGGACAGUUAUACGCUGCAGCAGGUGUCGCUCAGCAGGCAGUAGCAUCAGUCAUUCCAUCAGCAUUAGGAGGCGACUCAAUCUUGGAAUCAGGUAAAAACCUAGAACAAUCAGGUAAAUUGCAAGUUGACGAUGCAAAGAGUAAAAAAGCUUUGGAAGCUACAAUAGACUCAGGUGUGGGGAAAGCAAAAUCUGCUUUAGGAUACUUAACAUCCGACCAGACUCGUCAAUCAGAGGGUAACAAAGAAUCCGAAAAAGCUCAAUGGGAUUACAAACAGGCUGCAUCAGAUUCCAUCGCUGCCGUCCCUAUACCUUCUAAAGAAGGAUUGGAAGGGAAGUUGGAGAGUGUACAGGGAAUGGUCAUGGGAGAUCAAGAGAAACAGAAAGAGGGGAAUGUCAAAGCUGAGAAAGCAGCUUGGAAAGAUGGCGUAUAG